Molecule: messenger RNA, 3175 nt
Organism: Pimephales promelas (fathead minnow)
Lineage: Eukaryota; Metazoa; Chordata; Actinopteri; Cypriniformes; Leuciscidae
Product: sterile alpha motif domain-containing protein 9-like
Cellular component (GO): cytoplasm
Source: RefSeq, a predicted model, not a curated record
ACUGAACAACAGCUGACUAUUGCAGAUCGCCAUUGCUAAGAACUCAUCCCGUUCUUCUUGGUUCCCAUCUCGGCACAGGAAUAAGGACACGCAGGAACUCAUCAACAAUUUUGAGACAACUGUGAAAAUGAUGUACCAAUUACCUUCAUGCAAUCCGGGUGAAACAAUCUCAAUUCCUCCUGCAGUUAGAGAUUCGCUAUCAUGCCUCGACAUUGUAUGGUCCGACAUGUUUGAGGCUGUAGAGAUAAACCCGGACACGGCCAGACAGCAAGAGAUCGACUUUCUCCAAGGAGCGCCACCAACUUGGCUGAACUUCUACACAUCGGCAAACUUACCAUUGGUCGAAAGGGACGGCUUUAAUGAUUUAAUAGAGUUAAUCGAGAGGAAAAAAGAAAAACUCUGUCUCAUCACUGAUGUUUCUUUACGAUACCAGCGUGGCAGUGGCGGAUCAACCCUCGGCAUGCAGGUGCUUUGGCACUUCCGGAGAGAUCUCAGAUGUGCCAGAGCCAUCGAUUCUGACAUAGACACCAAAGAGCUGUCGAAACAAGUGCUGGACCUUUUUCUGCGGUCUAAUGAAGAACGUGCAGAACAAGACCAGAAAACGGUGCUGCUGCUACUAGACACCAAGGAAAAGCGGGACAAUAAACUGCCUAUCAAGAAUGAGCUCUGGACAAACCUGAUUAAAGAAAUCCAUGAUAGGGGCAUUAACACUCAAACUCCAGUCGUGAUCCUCUUGGACUGGAAAACCGAAGACUUCAGUCUAAACGACACACUGAUUCUUCCUUCCAAACCCUCUGAAGAGAAAAUCAAACAAUUGAAGGAAAAACUUCUGCAACAGAUCCGACUCCAGAGAAAAAGCCAGUGGAAAGUUACAACCAUAAAUCUGUUGUGCGAUGAAGACAGCGGCGGAUCAGCACUAGCCGGAGCGAUCCUGCAGGAGUUAGAGCACGAGUUCACAUGUGGAACCUGGAAAGACCCGUUCAGAACAGAGAUUUCAGAAAAUAAAGAGUGUACAAGAGAGAUUGAAAAUAUGGCAAGUGAACUGUUCAAAAAAUAUAAAACACAUAAAAAACCUGUGCUUCUCCUUUUGGAUAACAAAGAUGACAAGACAACCUCUGACUUAUUAAAGAAUCUGCAGUCAAAGCUUCAGCCGGAUCGGACUGACGGUCCUGCAGUCGUCAUUAUUAAUGCCGUGGGGAAGAGUGCUGUUCGAGGGAGAGGGUCCGUGACGCUGAAACUGGAGCUCUUACCAGAGGAGAAGGAGAGGUUUGCUCAGAAAAGCCUCAAAAUUGAAGAAAAACACAAGGAAAUGUCAAAAUCGUUUCAUGCCUUUAACAUAAUGCGGGGAGGUUUCCAGAGACAGUAUGCAGAGAAAACGAUCACAGAAGAAAUGGUCAAUCUCAUCGAAAAUGACAAAACGUCCAGCAGCACAAAACUUCUCAGUUUUUUGGCUUUGAUAAAUUCAUAUGUCCCGGGUUCACACUUGUCGAAGUCUUCGUGCGAGAAAUUCAUUGACGGACCGUCGGUGGAAGAUAUAAUGGAGCCUUUCAUGGAUCUCAUAGUCAUUUUCUCUGAUGGAAAAGCCAACUGCAUACGCCUGAAACAUCCGAUGAUUGCUGAUGCUUGUCUGAAAAUGGUCACUGAGAAUAAACUGACAAGAUUUGACAUUACUCUUGACUUUUUGAACAAGAUGGUGGAAGGAAAUGAGAGUGAUUAUGAGCAAAUCUGCAAGAGAUUGUUAUUCACAAGACAUCACGGUCUGACAGGAAAGGAGAUGUUUUCCAGACUGAUUCUUGACAUCAUGAGGGAAAGUACAACUAACAAAUGCAUUAAGUUGUUGAAGAGGGCUUCACAUUUGUUCUCCACAGACCCUUUUUAUCCUCAAGCACUUUCACGUUUGUAUUACAACGAGGUCACUGAGGAAAGCAAAUACCGUGAGGCAGAAAAAUGGGCAAAAGAGGCAAUUCAAAGAGACCCCAAAUCUCAUAUUAGGGACACAUUGGGGCAAGUUCACAAAAACCAACUGUCGAGGAUCUGGACUGGAAGUAUAUGGGUUAACGUGAAUAAACCACGUACAGACACGCGCUUGCGCAUUGCAGAGUCUGCCAUUAAAGCAUUCGAAGAUGAAGAGACAGCAGCUGAAGACGAGUUAGAUGACAACACCAAAUUCAAUACCGGGGGCCACUUUGGUUUUCUAGAGGUUUGCAAGGAGAUUUAUGAUCGAAUCACUCCAAAGAAUCCCCUUGAACAAAAAUACCAUGAUUUCAUCAAUAGUCUCAGAGGAAAAGUUGAGUCCAAGUAUAAUUUCUUCGAACGGUACCUGACAUUCUCAAGGCCAGGCAGCAAAACAGAGGAACCAGAAUACAUCCGUAGAGUUGUUGAGGAUUGCUACAAGCUACACGUUACACAGGGAACGCAGACUGGAGAAGAGGCCCUGAAUGAGAGAAAACAGAAGACUUUUGCAGGAAUGCUUGAUUUCCUAAGAUCUGACAUCAAUGUCCUGAAACAGAAUUUGAGUGCGAUUGAAAAACCCCAGUCUGAUGAUGAACCCCAAACCGUCCUCUACAUUCUGGCCAAGCUCAUCUCCAGUCAGGCGGGCGAACCGGCGGGAGGAACGGAAGAGCUUCAGGACAUGUUACAGAGCCUUUGGUUGACGAAAGCUGAAGGCAGAAGCCCAGAGUUUUACCUCUUGGUCCUUUUGCUCUUCUGGCCCGAUGAAGUAAAGCCAGACCCUCCGAACCUUGGAGACUGUGUGCAAUAUAUGAGUCAGUCUUACGAGAGCAAGUAUCAGAAGCAUUUGCGCCAUCGCUUCCUGGUUCCUCUGUUCUUCUACGGGAAAGGAGAAGGCUUGCAGAGACUCGUUCAUGCCUUGAAACCACACCAGGACGGCUUGGAGAGACCGGUUCACUCAAGACUACACCAAACGGAUCUGGAGCUCCUCGCUGAAGGAUAUAAAGGAGUGUAUGAAGUUGAAUGUCUUCAGCGAAUCGAAGGGAAGGUGGAGGAUUAUCGAGUGUUUGCUGAUAGAAACGGGCACCAGAUUGAAGUCAACGCCGACAAACCGGCCAACGUUUGCAAACAAGGACGUGUGUCUUUCUACCUCGGCUUCACAAUCAGAGGACCUGUGGCCUACAACAUCACAUAUCACGACUGUGAGUAUAUGUCAGACUCAUAA